AUGGCAUCCAAGGCGUUCGACGACGAGAAGGGCGUCAACGUCCCCGCUAGCCCAGUCUUGGGAUCCGACGAACCGCAACUCCAACUCUACAACAACACGAUCAUACGGCAGGACGAUGGCAUUCUUUCGCGACUCCGACGGCUCGAGGCGCGCCUGGACGAGAAACUCGGCGUGGAAAGCGAAGCCAUCGACCGCAAGCGGGCCGAGGACAAGAAGCCCGUGCCGUGGCACGAACAGCUGACCAUGGCGCUGCUGUGGGCGUCCGGCACGAUGAACACGUCCUGCUUCGCGACCGGCUUCCUCGGCUGGGAAUUCGGACUCUCGCUCAAGCAGAGCAUCCCGAUCUACAUCCUCGCCAGCAUCCUGGGCGGCGCCGUGACGGGCUACUGCGCGACGUUUGGCGCGGCGACGGGCCUCCGCCAGAUCAGCGUGUCGCGGUACAGCUUCGGGUGGUGGCCCAACAAGCUCAUCGCCGCGCUGAACACGGUGCAGCAGAUCGGCUGGGCGGCCGUGUCGUGCAUCACGGGCGGGCUGGCCCUCAACGCCGUGGCGGACGGCCACGUGUCGCUCGUGCUGGGGAUUGUCAUCUUGGCGAUUGUGGCGCUGGCCAUCUCCUUCGUCGGGCUGAACGCCAUCCUCGUCUACGAGCGGUACGCGUGGUUCAUCUUCUUCGUCAUCUUCAUGAUCAUCUUUGGCGAGACGGGCCGCCACGCCGACAACACGACGCCUUCGUCGCUGCACGGCGCCGACCUCUCCGGCACGGUGCUCUCGCUGGUCGCCAUCGUCUACGGCUCCAGCGCGUCGUGGUGCACCAUGGCGUCCGACUACUACGUGCACUACCCGGCGCACGUGUCGCGCGUCAAGGUCUUCCUCAUGACCAUGUUCGGCAUCUCCAUCCCCACGAGCAUCGGCAUGGUGGCCGGCGCGGUCGUCGCGUCCGCGCUCAACAACAAGCCCACGUGGGAGGACGCGUACGAGAACCGGGGGCUCGGCUUCCUCAUCCAGACGAUGCUGCAUCCACGCGGGUUCGCGAAAUUCCUGCUCUGCCUGCUCGUCCUGUCCGGCAUCAACACCAACGUCAUCUCCAUCUACAGCGCGGCCAUCAGUUGCCAGCAGUUCGCCCGCCCGUUCGCCCGCGUGCCCCGCUUCAUCUGGACGUUCCUGUGCUUUGCCGCCAUCCUGGGCAUCGCCGUCGGGGGGCGCGAACAGCUCAACACCUAUCUCGUCAAUUUCCUGUCCCUGCUCGGCUACUGGUGCACGUCGUACUUUGUCAUCCUCUUCUCCGAGCACGUCAUCUUCCGGAAGCGCGAUUUCGCAAACUACGACCUCGACGGCUGGAACGAUCCGAGCAGGCUGCCUCUCGGCGUGGCUGCCGGCACGGCCUUUGCCCUGGGCAUCGUCGCUUGGGUGAUGGGCAUGGUGGAGACGUGGUACACGGGCCCGCUGGGCAAGCUGAUCGGCGCGUAUGGAGGGGAUGUGGCGAACGAAUUCGCCUUUGUCGUCACAGCCGUGGUUUACACACCGGCGAGGUACCUCGAGUUGAAGUACUUCGGGCGGUGA
Molecule: messenger RNA, 1560 nt
Organism: Cladophialophora carrionii CBS 160.54
Lineage: Eukaryota; Fungi; Ascomycota; Eurotiomycetes; Chaetothyriales; Herpotrichiellaceae
Exons: 1
Coding region: 1-1560 (519 amino acids)
Biological process (GO): transmembrane transport
Cellular component (GO): fungal-type vacuole membrane; plasma membrane
Molecular function (GO): transmembrane transporter activity
Source: RefSeq, a predicted model, not a curated record